AUGUCUCUUGAUCCCUCAUAUGCCGCUGAUACAUCAGCGUUAAAAAGCCACAAAUUCACAAAAACUCAUAAAUCCGCGUUAUGCAUAAUUCCCCCGAUGACUCAUUGGCCACGAAUUCAAAAAAUUCGAGAAAUACAUGAUAAACAUUUCAAGCGAUGGACGCAACCACACAUCAAUCUACUUUACCCGAGCGCGACUAUUUGGUUGAGACCGAUAAGUGAACCGGUCAUUGGCGAAGUGGAGAAACUAGAACGAAGAUUAGUUUAUGGUUGGACAGACGAUGAUGAAAAAGUAGAAGAAAAUCAUAGUGAAGAAUUAGGAUUUCCGGAAUUUGAUGAUUUAAUAAAACUUGGUGGUGAUCAUGGAUUUGUUCCGCAUCUUUCAUUAGGUCAAUUUCCCGGAGAGGAAGCUGCAAAGAAAGCUAUAAAAUCCUUCGAGUCGGAAUUCUUGAAUGAUCCAAUUGAAUUUUUGGUUGAUCAUGUGUGUAUAAUUUCACGAGAAGGAUAUCAAGAUGAUUCCUUUAGGAUUGAAGAAAUUAUUUCGUUUGGUGUUGAUGGUGAUUAUUAA
Molecule: messenger RNA, 567 nt
Organism: Ambispora leptoticha
Lineage: Eukaryota; Fungi; Glomeromycota; Glomeromycetes; Archaeosporales; Ambisporaceae
Source: the annotation of a GenBank genome assembly